Molecule: messenger RNA, 2936 nt
Organism: Nematostella vectensis (starlet sea anemone)
Lineage: Eukaryota; Metazoa; Cnidaria; Anthozoa; Actiniaria; Edwardsiidae
Exons: 2
Coding region: 113-955 (280 amino acids)
Source: RefSeq, a predicted model, not a curated record
GAUAUCGACGUGUUUGAAUUAAUGUGGAUAGAAAGCGAGGACACGGGUUUGUUUGAUGGCCGGCAUUUGGAGCUCUUGAGAAAAGAUUUGGCCUACUUUAUCCAAACAAUGUAUGCAGUCAAGUAGUAGUCUCACGGUGAUGGCAUACAGUAACACAAGAAGUAGUCUAACGGUGAUGGCAUACAGUAACACAAGUAGUAGUCUAACGGUGAUGGCAUACAGUAACACAAGUAGUAGUCUAACGGUGAUGGCAUACAGUAACACAAGUAGUAGUCUAACGGUGAUGGCAUACAGUAACACAAGUAGUAGUCUAACGGUGAUGGCAUACAGUAACACAAGUAGUAGUCUAACGGUGAUGGCAUACAGUAACACAACUAGUAGUCUAACGGUGAUGGCAUACAGUAACACAAGUAGUAGUCUAACGGUGAUGGCAUACAGUAACACAAGUAGUAGUCUAACGGUGAUGGCAUACAGUAACACAAGUAGUAGUCUAACGGUGAUGGCAUACAGUAACACAAGUAGUAGUCUAACGGUGAUGGCAUACAGUAACACAAGUAGUAGUCUAACGGUGAUGGCAUACAGUAACACAAGUAGUAGUCUAACGGUGAUGGCAUACAGUAACACAAGUAGUAGUCUAACGGUGAUGGCAUACAGUAACACAAGAAGUAGUCUCACGGUGGCAUACAGUAACACAAGAAGUAGUCUCACGGUGGCAUACAGUAACACAAGAAGUAGUCUCACGGUGGCAUACAGUAACACAAGUAGUAGUCUAACGGUGAUGGCAUACAGUAACACAAGUAGUAGUCUAACGGUGAUGGCAUACAGUAACACAAGUAGUAGUCUAACGGUGAUGGCAUACAGUAAUACAAGAAGUAGUCUAACGGUGAUGGCAUACAGUAACACAAGAAGUAGUCUCACGGUGAUGGCAUACAUAGUAACACAAGUAGUAGUCUAACGGUGAUGGCAUACAGUAACACAAGUAGUAGUCUAACGGUGAUAGCAUACAGUAACACAAGUAGUAGACUAAUGGUGAUGGCAUACAGUAACACAAGUAGUAGUCUAACGGUGAUGGCAUACAGUAACACAAGUAGUAGUCUCACGGUGGCAUACAGUAACACAAGUAGUAGUCUCACGGUGAUGGCAUACAGUAACACAAGUAGUAGUCUAACGGUGAUGGCAUACAGUAACACAAGAAGUAGUCUCACGUUGGCAUACAGUAACACAAGAAGUAGUCUAACGGUGAUGGCAUACAGUAACACAAGUAGUAGUCUAACGGUGAUGGCAUACAGUAACACAAGUAGUAGUCUAACGGUGAUGGCAUACAGUAACACAAGUAGUAGUCUAACGGUGAUGGCAUACAGUAAUACAAGAAGUAGUCUAACGGUGAUGGCAUACAGUAACACAAGAAGUAGUCUCACGGUGAUGGCAUACAGUAACACAAGAAGUAGUCUAACGGUGAUGGCAUACAGUAACACAAGUAGUAGUCUAACGGUGAUGGCAUACAGUAAUACAAGAAGUAGUCUAACGGUGAUGGCAUACAGUAACACAAGAAGUAGUCUCACGGUGAUGGCAUACAUAGUAACACAAGUAGUAGUCUAACGGUGAUGGCAUACAGUAACACAAGUAGUAGUCUAACGGUGAUAGCAUACAGUAACACAAGUAGUAGACUAAUGGUGAUGGCAUACAGUAACACAAGUAGUAGUCUAACGGUGAUGGCAUACAGUAACACAAGUAGUAGUCUCACGGUGGCAUACAGUAACACAAGUAGUAGUCUCACGGUGAUGGCAUACAGUAACACAAGUAGUAGUCUAACGGUGAUGGCAUACAGUAACACAAGAAGUAGUCUCACGUUGGCAUACAGUAACACAAGAAGUAGUCUAACGGUGAUGGCAUACAGUAACACAAGUAGUAGUCUAACGGUGAUGGCAUACAGUAACACAAGUAGUAGUCUAACGGUGAUGGCAUACAGUAACACAAGUAGUAGUCUAACGGUGAUGGCAUACAGUAAUACAAGAAGUAGUCUAACGGUGAUGGCAUACAGUAACACAAGAAGUAGUCUCACGGUGAUGGCAUACAGUAACACAAGUAGUAGUCUAACGGUGAUGGCAUACAGUAACACAACUAGUAGUCUAACGGUGAUGGCAUACAGUAACACAAGUAGUAGUCUCACGGUGAUGGCAUACAGUAACACAAGUAGUAGUCUAACGGUGAUGGCAUACAGUAAUACAAGAAGUAGUCUAACGGUGAUGGCAUACAGUAACACAAGAAGUAGUCUAACGGUGAUGGCAUACAGUAACACAAGUAGUAGUCUAACGGUGAUGGCAUACAGUAACACAAGUAGUAGUCUAACGGUGAUGGCAUACAGUAACACAAGUAGUAGUCUAACGGUGAUGGCAUACAGUAACACAAGUAGUAGUCUAACGGUGGCAUACAGUAACACAAGUAGUAGUCUAACGGUGAUGGCAUACAGUAACACAAGUAGUGGUCUAACGGUGAUGGCAUACAGUAACACAAGUAGUGGUCUAACGGUGAUGGCAUACAGUAACACAAGUAGUAGUCUAACGGUGAUGGCAUACAGUAACACAACUAGUAGUCUAACGGUGAUGGAAUACAGUAACACAAGAAGUAGUCUAACGGUGAUGUCAUACAGUAACACAAGUAGUAGUCUAACGGUGAUGGCAUACAGUAACACAAGUAGUAGUCUAACGGUGAUGGCAUACAGUAACACAAGUAGUAGUCUAACGGUGAUGGCAUACAGUAACACAAGUAGUAGUCUAACGGUGGCAUACAGUAACACAAGUAGUAGUCUAACGGUGAUGGCAUACAGUAACACAAGUAGUGGUCUAACGGUGAUGGCAUACAGUAACACAAGUAGUAGUCUAACGGUGAUGGCAUACAGUAACACAAGUAGUAGUCUAACGGUGAUUUUGAUAAAA